Messenger RNA from Perkinsus marinus ATCC 50983, 408 nucleotides. RefSeq lists its product as hypothetical. The record is from RefSeq and is a predicted model, not a curated record. The transcript has 4 exons. The coding region runs from base 1 to 408 and encodes 135 amino acids. Lineage: Eukaryota; Perkinsozoa; Perkinsida; Perkinsidae.
AUGAGUUCAGCUGAGGAUGCUACUCCCACUCCUAAGCUUAGUGAUGAGGACUAUGAGAAGAUUCAGACGGCGAUGGAUGAGGGCCGAUACCCAUGCAAUAAUGGCAAUUUCAAUCUCACUACUGGGAGGUGUGUAUGCGACAAGAACUAUGUUCAUCUCGUCUACGAAGACAGAAUAGAGAUUUGUAAUUACGAGGAGAGAGUCAUCGGAGCGCCUUCUGCUCCAGGCUUCCACCUGGUGGAUGAAACUCUCAGGCGAGGAGACCUCAUCACUGAAGAGAAAGAUCUGAAGGGUAGUUAUAACCCGUUCUUGUGGAUCCUCAUUAUAGUCGGCGUGGAGCUCGCAACGUUCCUGGUGUUGAAAAUGGUACGCAAGCGUUGUGUCAACUUCGUGUCAUCGAAGAAAUGA